Messenger RNA from Drosophila ananassae, 893 nucleotides. RefSeq lists its product as uncharacterized. The transcript has a single exon. The record is from RefSeq and is a predicted model, not a curated record. Bases 1 to 858 code for a protein of 285 amino acids. Lineage: Eukaryota; Metazoa; Arthropoda; Insecta; Diptera; Drosophilidae.
AUGUUUUUCGAACCAAAAGUAAAUCAGUUCACAGUUUCGACUAAAAACAACAUGAAACAAAGAGCCAACGUCCUUUGGGAGUUAUUUGUAGUUUUUACCUUUAUAGGGAAAACCUUACAACAGGACACGACUGUAGCUGCUGCCGCCGGUGACGGAGGUUCCACCCCCGCCGCCGGUGAUACAUCUAAACCAGAGUCCGCCGGUGGAGACAAACCUGUUACUCCUGCUAAUCCAGGGUCCGGAGAUGGAAGCCCAACAGCAAGCUCCGGGUCGAAGUGCAAGCCUUCAGAAAUAUUGACCCAAAGCGGCUGCGUCGAUCGGGAGUCCUUUUUGAACCGAGUAGUCGUGCGCUCCUGGAAGGACGAAGGGUUUGAUAGAGAGAAAUAUAAUUCUGGAAUGAUGCAAAGUGCCAAAUGCCUGGCUGGCCAAGUGAUGACUCCGCAUGGGUGCAGAAAUAUUCUAGAUUCGCCGCACGCCGAAGAGGCACGAGCACCGAUGCAUCACAGCAACUUAAUGGGUUCCAAAGUGAUUUACUCAGGUAUUGGAGCCCACGCGGGUGAAGAGAAAUCAGAAAACCACAAAAAAGUUAAGCCGGCCAAUGAGAGUGGGGGACCUCGCAUUUUAGGAGAAAAUCGGCCUCGCCAUUACGUAUUCUUACCAGGAAGAGCUCUACGCCACAAAAAAAGGUGUCGAUCAUACGAAGUGAGGGGCAUGGAAAACCGAUGCAUUCGCAGGAGGAAGCCAAGCACCAAAAGAAAACAUAAUGAAACUCAAGAAGCAAAUCGUCAUGAGGCUCCCACUAAAGACAGUACAAUGCGUAGAAGAAGGUCGAUAAACAAGUUUGUUUUAUUAGCCUGAAUAUUAAAUCAUACUACUAACGAACAUACUAUAAA